CCAUCCCUCUGGGACUUUGCUUAUAAGUCAGUUGUUCCCUGCAGUCAGUUCAUCUACAGCGUUUCUGAACAGAGCCUGCCUCGGUACAAUUAAUUGUCGCACGCAAGCAGAAGGCAGCAUGUUCAGAGAGGCGUUCCUCGCUGCGGCGUUCUUGGCAUGGUGUCAUACAUUUUCAGUGCAGGGGAGUCCGAUUCUUCCUCGUCCUCUUGAUGUGUCCAUACACGCCAUAAUUGACGGCUCAUUUCCAGGAGUUGGAAGAGUGAAUGUGGAAGCUGCUCUGAACGGGGCUACACUGAAGUACGCUGGUGGAUUCCGGAAUGUAUAUAUAAGACUUGUACUCACGAACUUUACUACGGUUGAGGCAGGAAAACAGGAACACUUCAUGAAGCCACGAAAUGAUGGAUAUCUCGACGGAAAACAAACUCUGAAGAUCCUCGAAGAGCACGUAGAGGCCUUACAUAAGGAAGAGAAAGCUAAAACCGGCACAAGAGCAUAUACGAAGCACGUGGUCCUGCUUGCAACGGGGAGAGCGAUAUGUGCAUUGCCCGGUUACAAAGUUCCCUGUAAAGUCGUUGAGGGCAUAGCAGUGCCUCGGAGUCUGUGCACCAACGCUAGUGCUGCGAUUGUAACGUUUACCCCAGAUGUUCAAGAGCCUACUGAACGUGUUGCAAGAUACAUGGCACAGGUGAUGGGUGCAGAUACACAAGACAACUGUGAAUGCGGCCACAAAGAAGACAGCAUAUUUGAUCUACGCGUCGAAAACAACAUGAUCGCUUACUUAAGCACUAUUCAUUGGGAUUGCCUCUCUCGACAUAAAAAUCCGAAAUAUUUCCUGACACCGGGAUCGCUUUUCCAUGAAGCAAGUUUCUGUGAAGCUAUAUUACACGGCAGAUCAGACGUCAGCUACUGCGGGAGCGAUGACGACCUAAACCACUGCCAGCUGCGUUGCUGCUCACCAGGCAACGUCUUGACUGAAGUGUUCACCGCUCCAGAUGGGACUCCGUGUGACUCGUCCAAGCAUGCUUUACACCUGCCAGGGAGUGCUAGUUGGAGCAACUCGACUGACUUUCUGAAUGCAAGGCUCUGCUAUAGAGGAAGGUGCACGGCAAAAGCGGCUGACUUGCAGUACAUACUCAAGUCCGAUAAGGAGGACUUUGAUUGGUGAAUUUCUGCGAAUUAUGGGUUUCCUGAAUAAUAUCUAGGCUUUCGCUAUAGCGUGCUGCACUCUAUAUACAUCCAAAUCCUGUGAAACACAGUUAGCGAGAAAUAGCACAUGACAAUCUUCAUGGCCAUGACAUCCCUGCACGCCAGAUGGUCGCGCUGGUUUUGUAUUUCGCCAAAGCGUACAUGAAGGGUUCCUCAUUUUCGGAUUUUACCUAAGCUAACACGCCUUAACCAGCAGUAAAGCAAUCGUAUAAGCAGUACGUGACUGUUAACAACGCAUCAUCCGCUCUAGCUCCACACUCUAAGGAAAAAUAAUUAGUAAUUUUGCUCCUUUUGGGUCUCAAUGCAUUGCCACGAAAAAUAGUCCCUUUCGGGAGUAAAUGAAUGUCACAGAGUGGAGAUUGCAUUUGACGUUCUGUUGUAAGAGUCCCAGGUGCACAAUUGAUGUGCAUGCAAGAAAAUACUUUGAGUCAAACGGUCAACCGUGAUAGAUCGAGUGAUAUAAGAAAAAUAAAUUGAAAUUGAAAAUGAAAUAUCAAAUCUUGCGAU
This is a messenger RNA of Ornithodoros turicata, 1713 nucleotides long. RefSeq lists its product as uncharacterized. The record is from RefSeq and is a predicted model, not a curated record. Bases 119 to 1165 code for a protein of 348 amino acids. Lineage: Eukaryota; Metazoa; Arthropoda; Arachnida; Ixodida; Argasidae. The transcript is spliced from 11 exons.